Messenger RNA from Paecilomyces variotii, 913 nucleotides. RefSeq lists its product as hypothetical. The transcript has a single exon. NCBI's taxonomy places the organism in Eukaryota, Fungi, Ascomycota, Eurotiomycetes, Eurotiales, Thermoascaceae. The record is from RefSeq and is a predicted model, not a curated record. Bases 255 to 764 code for a protein of 169 amino acids.
GUAUAGAUUUCCUCUCACUUUAUAAUUAAUCAAUUAACCAAGGUUGCAUUCUCAAGCUGCGGUCCGUUGCUGAAGUAUAGUCUUCCACCAUGGUUCACCACUGCUGCCUCGCACAACAGUCCUGAAUUAUUACGUAUUGAGCAUGUUCCAGACAGACCUCUGAGACUACAGCCAGAAACACGCUCCCUUUGGAUACAACUCAUCUUCUCAAUUCGCCCCUUCAGAUCCCAAUCCUCCAAAGCCACGCCGCCAUCAUGGCAUCACGGGACUCCCAGGAUACAGCCGUCGAUAGGGACAACAGCCCCCCUUCCAUCUUGUGGGCCCAUCAAAUACGUCGUGAAAAUACUCAUCUAGCGGACAAGAUGGAUGACCUAGCCACCCUUGUAUCCUCCACAGUUGAGGCGGCAGUUGCAGGAAGGAACAGCGUGGAACAACUUCAUACAACCGCAAAAGGCCUGUUGGACGAUAAUAGAUCGUUACGAGAGCGGCUUGCAACCCUGGAACGAGCGAACACUGAGAUCAAAUUACGAAUGGAGAACUUGGAACGUGAUAACGAACGGCUCCACGACGUACUUGAUGUGAUGGACCGAAAGUGGACCAAUAGGCUCAAGGAAGAGAUCACGGUGCUGCGGGAUAUGAAGAAAGAUAUUUUGACAGAGGCUGAGGAAAUGCUGGAGCUGCAACACACGACAAUAGAUUUGCGGUUUGAGGCAGUCGAUUUGCGCAUUGGGGCAAUUCUGGAUAUUGUCAAGGCUGGUAUGUAGGUCAGAUCGAUGGUUUAUUGUUAUUCGUUCUCUUGCAUAGUUUGACGGGAAGAAUGUAACUAUGUCUCUCGUGUAUGGAUCGGUGGUAGCAGUUAUCACUCUUUUUCGUUUUGGCAAUGAUGAAUGAACUUCGUUAAUUGGAACAUAUA